AUGCAUGUGAAUAACCUUCCACCGACGGGUAGCCAUGUCGCUCCACAUGCUCACCCCUCGCUCGUGGAAUCUGGGCCGGCCUGCAAUCCAACCCAACGCCUCGAAGAUUUGGCCCUUAGUCUGCCUCUGCAGGUGGACCUUGAAGGGCUCGCUGCCUCUGGACAAAACGAUGUGCACAGCAUGUACCAUCCUCGCGUGAGAAGAUCUGUCUCAGCCAGUCAAGUUCCAAAGAAGGUUGACAUAAGCACAGCAAUGGAGCACGUCGACAUCGUCACUUGUUGGAAGGGUCUCUCCCAUCCACAAGCGUGCGAGCUCGCCUUCUGGGAACACGCGUUCCGAGAUUGCAUCAGGCUGCAAAUUGAGGGCUUUCUGAGGACCCUAAUUGCCUCACAAGUCGGGCAAGACCAAAGGCCUGCUGACGAUUUCUUGCUUCUCUUCGAUAUCAAUGAGCGUCUUGCUAACGCGGGCUCCCACGCAGUCAAGAUUGACAGCAAUGCGCUCAUCGAUAGCAUGAUGGAUCUCUUCUAUCAUGAAGCUCCUUUCCGCCCAGGGGGCUCUUUCGACUGGGGGAUCAGUUCUGAAAAUCUUCCCCGGUUUCUCUGCAAUCUCGUCUGUACGCAAGACUGCUUCGUCCAGGGUGCGGAUGGGCCCAUGAUUCUCAUUGACCAAAUCGCUCACGACUAUGGCCAUCCAAUCUUCAACAUCACUGCUAAGUUGGCAUGGUCUGCACCUAGGGUUAGAUUCGAUAACGUUCCUUCCUGUGUUAAGCCUGAAGAGGAGUACCGCAUCACGCCCGUAUUUGUGGAGCCAGCCUCAUUAUUCGAUGCGUCUACUUGUGAACCAUACCCAGAUCGCUUCCAUUACACGGUGACUCGUUCAAAUUCUGUGGCUCGGUGGGAUGCUGAUGCACGCUGCUUUCGCAUGUCCCCUUUGGGCAGCAUCACGGAGACGUGCGAGACACAUAUGACUGUUACUGUAGUCACCUCUUUUCCAGGCAGCGUCCGCUUUGAGCGUUGCUCACGAUAUCGCAUAAACGUCAACGUAACACCCCCCGACGCAUCGUCGGAUGCCCUAUUCUUGCAAGAAUCUUCACAACGAAGCCUGCAAUCAUCUGCGACGAAAUCUGGUGUACCCUUAUCCUUCAGCAGACUGUCCUCUGAAACUCCUUCGGUCAGCUCGGAUUCUGCAGAGCAGUUCUCGCAAAAUCAUUUGGUUCACUAUCUCGACUCCAUUGCCGGCCUGCAAAACAGCACAUCGCGUGCAGACCUACAUCCGCCUUCUGACGCAUCAGUUUCUGACGCAUCAGUUGGCACCGUGUGCCGAAAGCGCAAAGCUCCCUUGCAAGAGCCUAGUUCUGGUGACAUCCUCCUGUACUUGUCCCAUCGCGAAGACAGCUUCUCUUGUGAGAUGGCUUCAGAUGGCUCUAAGAAGCGCCAUAGAGCCGACUCCAAUGGCGAUGUCGAAUCUGAGGAGUAUUCUGGCUCGCCAUCAGGGGAGUCGGAGAUGGCCACGGUCGCCAGCGGUUCGAUCUUCCGCCCCAGCAACAAGUCUGACGGCCGCAACGCUGGCCGUGUGAAGCGCGCCCGUCUCGUUCCUGCAAACUCCGACAAAGUCGAGGUUACGAACCGCCCCGAUUCGAUGCAAUCCGUAGCAUCGAGCUUCUCUGGCGAGUCUAACCAGAACACACCAGACCCUGCCGGCCCACCCCAGUUCUUGCCCGUCAACUCUACUGAUGGCAACACAGACACCGCCAACGUGUCAACCGGUACCCGCGACCGGCACGACUCGAUGGAGCCCGAGCUGUGCCACCCCGUCCAAAAGCUCGAGGCCAGUAGCAUCCCACAGGCACAAAUUCAGCAGAACUUCCUCGAGCUGCUCGUCACGUCGUGUGGACCGCGGCACAACGACGACUACAUUGACGUCUUCACGGAUACUGAUGGCGAGGAUGGCGUCGACGACGAAAAGAUGUAG
This is a messenger RNA of Plenodomus lingam JN3, 1971 nucleotides long. RefSeq lists its product as uncharacterized. NCBI's taxonomy places the organism in Eukaryota, Fungi, Ascomycota, Dothideomycetes, Pleosporales, Leptosphaeriaceae. The record is from RefSeq and is a predicted model, not a curated record.